AUGAAGGUAUAUGAUCUCCAACUGGAAACGAUCAAUGGAGACCCGUCGUACACCGCGAUAUCAAACCCGAAAACGUAUUGGUCCUCGAUUGUCAUCAAACUCGGCGACUUUGAGCUCUCACAGUUCUUCGAGACACAGGAACCAUGGUAUUUGUGGAAGUUCUGGUGGACUCCGCUGUACUGGCUGCCAGAGCAGACGUUCACAGAAUCGGAGGGAACACCGGAAGGUGACGUGUGGGCAAUCGAUAACUACAUCAAUACACACGAGCCCCUAAGUCUGUCUGGGCACAUUAAUGGAAUGAAGUUCUAUUGGGAGGCGAUAACGCCCAGGAAGGCGUACGCCAUCAACUGUAGUGAUGACGAGCACGAGCCUUACACCCACACCUUAAAUGAUUACCGUAUAUCGGCAUUGAAACCAAGGACACUAAGCAACAGUAGGAGUCUUAGGAGACAAAUCGAGGAUGCCUACACCAAAAUGGUGGAGGCCAACAAGGAUCAGUGGGAUCAAGAAAAUGAAGACCUGGAGCUUGCAAUCUAUGGUUGGGUGGUACAUGAUCCGACUGGUUCGGAUGUUUGCUUUCUUUGGGACGAUACAAAGCCUAAAAGAACGUCGAGCUCACUCUUUGUCGAGCUUGGGUUAGAAGUAAUUCCAACCGUUACCCCUUAUCCUGAUAAGCACAUUAAUUUCAAAUUUGGAGUCUUAAUCGUGCGCUCGAUGUCGUUGAGCCCGUUGUGGGGCCUGAUUGGACAGACGACUUCAUUCAUGCAGGCCGAGCAGGUUCAAUUUGAUAGGUUGAAGCGAUCUCCACAGCAUUUUUAUGCUACGGCAGGGCUCCCAGUUGUUCGGGGAAUAAUUUGGUGUGAGACAGCCCUCCAUCGGGAUGUAAUUGAUUCUAGACGCAUAAAUAUAUUUGGUCCACUUGAUGAAGUCUGUCAUGAGACACUAUUUGCACCCACUCCUUUAGCAAUCAACUCAGUUGCUCAGGGCCUUGGCGCUCCAAAACGCUUCACAGCCACCCUUCGCGGGCUAUCAAAAGUGGUUUGCUCCGUGUGCACAUGGUCUUUGAAGGGCAAGUCAGCAAUUCUGGAGCCAUGCAGUCCCAAUAAUUCGCCAUCAAGCACAUACACUACUGCAAAGUGUCUUAAACCUAGUGCAGACCUAAAUGAAAUUCAUAAAGCGCUCCUCCCCGCCCUUCACUGUGGCCCAGAAUGGAAUUCAAAGCGCCCCAAACAGAAUAUCACCACUACCAGGAAUCGAACCAUCAAGCUUAAAAAAAUAUGGCAAGAAAAUAAUGCAGUCCUGCUAAUCAGGCAAGUCACCACUUUGCCAUCAUCAGGGGAAACCCAUCUAUCUACUAAGGAAAUAACAAUUGACAAUUUUGAAAAUAAUUCGACUCAGCGCAAGGGGCGAAACGCCGAGUUUCUAGACAUUAUUUUGGGUGGCACGGUGAGUGGGUCUGCAUGCCAUCUUCUGCCCCGGCCUACAUCGUAUGACAAGGCUGGUGUAAGGUUUGCAACCUCAGGUUAUGGUUCUUCUAGCACCUGUUCUGACGAUGCGGUUCUCUUAGUCAUUGAUAGUCCCCCCAAACCUCCCCCUAAACCCGCACAGCAUGACACUCCGCUGCAUAGCAAGGCCACUCAACACCGUCGCGCCCACACCUUAAACGGAUCCACAGAUGACAACAUAGCAACCACUCAAACCCAUUCACGCCCUCGACAGUUUGGCAUCUCCACCGCACCACCGAAACGAACACCAACAACACUUGUGCAGAAUGCGGCAGCGUGA
Lindgomyces ingoldianus is the source of this 1785-nucleotide messenger RNA. RefSeq lists its product as uncharacterized. The transcript is spliced from 18 exons. Bases 1 to 1785 code for a protein of 594 amino acids. Lineage: Eukaryota; Fungi; Ascomycota; Dothideomycetes; Pleosporales; Lindgomycetaceae. The record is from RefSeq and is a predicted model, not a curated record.